AUGGGUUCGAUCGAGAAGGUUGAAUGUGUCGAAGUCCAAAUCUCGCACUCGAGUAGCAUCUCAACAAGCGAGAGCCACGAAGUUUCACAUCAGUAUACAGACGAAGAAUAUAAACGUCUCAGGAGAAAAAUCGAUAGAUAUCUUCUCCCUCUCAUGUGGCUUUGCCAUGGCCUCCAACAGGUCGAUAAGGGUAGUGUCGGCACUCAAGCAACCUUUGGUUUACGCGAAGAUACAGGACUCGUUGGACAACAGUUCGCCUGGUUGACAACCAUGUUCUACCUUACAUAUCUCAUUUUUGAACUACCAUCCGUUGUCUUGUUGCAGCGGUACCCUAUGGGUCGAGUCUUGUCUUUGUAUGUCAUCUGCUGGGGAAUUGUAGUGCUGUGCAUUGGAUUCGCUCAGAAUUUUGCACAACUCGUCACCCUUCGCGCACUUCAAGGGAUGUUUGAGUGCUCGAUAAGUCCCGGGUUUCUUCUUGUCGUCGGCACUUGGUAUAAGACCCGGGAGCAUCCGUCGCGCGCCUUAGUCUUCCAAAGCGGGUUUGCUGGAAUGAGCAUAAUGACCGAUGCUAUUGUGUACGGAAUCGGGUCCGUAACGAAUAAGAACCCGGAUUUCCAGGCAUGGAGAUACAUGUCUUUUUUCCUUGGUAGUGUCACAGUCCUUGCUGGCGCUGCUUGCCUCCUCUUUCUGGGCACGCCAUCCGAGGUGCGGUGGCUUUCCGCCGAGGAGAAAAAGAUAGCAGUAGCUCGUGUGAUGGAAAACAAUACAGGCCACGACCGAACGGGCUUCAAGGAUUGGAAAUGGGACCAAGCCAGAGAAUGUCUGACAGAUCCAACAUUCUGGUUCGCUGGACUCAACGCCACACUAAAUGCAGUCCCUAAUGGCGCGUUAACGAGCUUUUCGGGGAUCCUAAACACUACUUUUGGCUUUACAAAUCUACAAGUGCUCAUAUUGAACAUACCAAAAUACUGUUUCACCGCACUCUACUUUGUCUUAGUCGGAGUUGUGGCCACUAAAAAGAAGAACACUCGCAUGUGGAUCAUGAUGCUUUCCAACAUCACUCCAAUUGUCGGCUUUCUCCUGAUCGCCAUCCUCCCUAACGAUCCGCAAUACAAGUGGACGAAGUGGGUUGCGCAUUUUAUAACGAGCCCUUAUAUUACUUCCACUUUCUUUGCGUGGUCGUUGGUCCCGUCGAAUGUUGCCGGGAGAACAAAACGUACUCUUUGCACAACAAUCACAUUCGUAGGCUAUUGUGUUGGAAAUAUGACUGGGACUCAAAUUUUCAGGGCCAAGGAUGCCCCUAGAUAUGUCCCGGGACUUAUCGCCUGCACCGUGUGCUUGACAGCGCAAGUGGUUGUGAUUUUCGUAUGGAGGAUGGUGUAUGUCAUGCGCAAUAGACGUUUGGAUAUGCGGAUGAGCGAACUCGGAAUUACAGAAGAGGAUAGAAUCAAAGCAGGUAAGGAGAUAGGAGAGAGCGACUGCACGGAUCUUCACAACCCUUUCUUUCGAUAUGCGAUGUGA
Molecule: messenger RNA, 1521 nt
Organism: Annulohypoxylon maeteangense
Lineage: Eukaryota; Fungi; Ascomycota; Sordariomycetes; Xylariales; Hypoxylaceae
Product: MFS general substrate transporter
Exons: 8
Coding region: 1-1521 (506 amino acids)
Biological process (GO): transmembrane transport
Cellular component (GO): membrane
Molecular function (GO): transmembrane transporter activity
Source: RefSeq, a predicted model, not a curated record